Caenorhabditis briggsae is the source of this 2448-nucleotide messenger RNA. It is a transcript of the gene Cbr-mbk-2, whose product is annotated as Protein CBR-MBK-2. The transcript is spliced from 13 exons. Gene Ontology annotation, cellular component: nucleus. The record is from RefSeq and is a predicted model, not a curated record. Bases 1 to 2448 code for a protein of 815 amino acids. Gene Ontology annotation, molecular function: protein serine/threonine kinase activity; protein serine/threonine/tyrosine kinase activity; ATP binding. Gene Ontology annotation, biological process: peptidyl-serine phosphorylation; peptidyl-threonine phosphorylation. Lineage: Eukaryota; Metazoa; Nematoda; Chromadorea; Rhabditida; Rhabditidae.
AUGGCUGCUCUUGCCUCAUUUACACGUAACAGCCGAAGUUAUGGACAGCAACCGAUUGAUGUCACACAACAGGGUCAAAGAGACCGAAGUGUAAUGAGUCUGGAUGCACAAGGACGAUCAAAAAUGUCCAACAUCAACUACACUCGUCCGGCAGCUCUAUCUACCUCAGAUUCCACAAUCGGCGUCUUUCGCCGCGCGCCGUCAUCUUUUUCUGGAGCUUCUUCUUCAAGCUCCAACCAUCAUCAUCCAGUUUAUCAUUCACACAACUCAUUACCACCAACUCUCAUAGGAGGAUCACCACACUCAGCAAGCAGUAACAGUCUUGCACAGGGUCACCGUAAUCCGGCACUUGGAUCAGGCAACACUCUCACACGAAGUUAUCAUCAACCAUCUUCGACAAACUCCUCAACGAGCAAUCUCCACGGGCCAUUAGGUACCUAUUCGCGUGAUUUGAAGCAAGCAAUUCGAGAUAUAUCUCCUCCAGUUAUAAACUCAUCCGCCAAUCCACACCUCGUCAACUACAUUCACACAUCAUCCUUCGACAACGGAUCUUACGAGUUUCCAAGUGGACAAGCUCAACAGCAACGUCGUCUUGGUGGAUCUCAACAACACUUGGCUCCACUUCAACAGACAUCGUCAUCACUUUACUCAAAUCCACAGUCUUCAAGUUCUCAACUUCUUGGUCAGCAAGCCGUUCGAUCGAACUACGCUUAUCAGCAAUCCUUGCCACGUCAACAACACAUCAAUAGUCACCAGACCCAGGCGUUUUUUGGAACAAUCCGCGCUCCAGGGAACUCGACGAACAUUGUCACACCUCUACGCGCAUCCAAAACGAUGAUUGACGUGUUAGCGCCAGUACGAGACUCGGUAGCUGCACAAGCAACUACAGGAGCACUUCCCAGUGUUGGAACCAGUUCUUCCAAUGGCUCGUCCAAUUCGUCAUCUGGCGUUGGAUCGGGAGGAUCUGGAAGUCUAAUGACGCAGUCGAUCGGUGGGCCCAAUAAACAUUUGUCAGCAUCGCACUCCACACUCAAUACUGCUUCAACACACGAUUCCAUGAUGCACACCAAAAUCCCAAAGAGUCCAAGCAAUGAGAGUUUAAGCCGAUCACACACUUCCUCAUCUGGAGGCAGUCAAGGUGGACAUAAUUCGAACUCUGGAUCCAACUCAGGAUUCCGACCGGAAGAUGCUGUACAGACGUUCGGUGCAAAAUUAGUACCGUACGAGAAAAACGAGAUUUACAACUACACGCGGGUUUUCUUUGUUGGAUCACACGCGAAGAAACAGCCAGGAGUGAUCGGAGGAGCUAAUAAUGGUGGAUAUGAUGAUGAAAAUGGGUCAUAUCAACUUGUCGUUCAUGAUCACAUUGCCUAUCGUUACGAAGUUCUCAAAGUAAUUGGAAAAGGCUCCUUUGGACAGGUUAUCAAAGCAUUCGAUCAUAAAUAUCAGCAAUAUGUGGCAUUGAAGUUAGUACGCAAUGAGAAGCGUUUCCAUCGUCAAGCCGACGAAGAAAUCAGAAUAUUGGAUCAUCUUCGACGACAAGAUUCUGAUGGAACGCACAAUAUUAUUCAUAUGCUCGACUACUUCAAUUUCCGAAAUCACAAGUGCAUUACGUUUGAGCUCCUCAGUAUCAACCUUUACGAGUUGAUAAAGAGAAACAAGUUCCAAGGAUUCUCACUGAUGCUUGUGAGAAAAUUCGCUUACUCUAUGCUCUUGUGUCUGGAUCUUCUACAAAAGAACAGAUUGAUACAUUGUGAUUUGAAACCAGAAAAUGUGCUUUUGAAGCAGCAAGGAAGAAGUGGAAUUAAGGUCAUCGAUUUUGGAUCUUCAUGUUUCGACGAUCAACGCAUAUACACCUACAUUCAAUCACGCUUCUACAGAGCUCCAGAAGUGAUUCUUGGAACCAAAUACGGAAUGCCCAUUGAUAUGUGGUCUCUUGGAUGUAUACUUGCUGAACUUCUCACCGGAUACCCAUUGUUGCCAGGAGAGGAUGAGAAUGAUCAACUAGCUCUUAUCAUCGAGUUGCUCGGAAUGCCACCACCGAAAAGUUUGGAAACAGCGAAACGUGCACGCACUUUCAUUACUUCGAAAGGAUACCCACGAUACUGUACAGCGACAUCAAUGCCAGACGGGUCUGUCGUACUCGCUGGCGCCAGGUCGAAGAGAGGAAAGAUGCGUGGACCACCAGAAUCGCGAUCAUGGUCGACGGCAUUGAAGAACAUGGGAGACGAGUUGUUUGUCGAUUUCCUGAAACGGUGUCUCGACUGGGAUCCAGAGACUCGAAUGACUCCAGCUCAAGCUUUGAAGCACAAAUGGCUCCGUCGCAGGUUACCGAAUCCACCAAGAGAUGGUAUGGAUUCAAUGGGAGGACUCGCAGAUCACGAUAAAAAAGCGGAUUUGCCAAACAUUGACUCGAAUGCCAAUAUUUUGAUGCGGAAAAAGUUUUGA